Messenger RNA from Fomitopsis serialis, 1273 nucleotides. RefSeq names its product eukaryotic translation initiation factor 3 subunit C, N-terminal domain-containing protein. Lineage: Eukaryota; Fungi; Basidiomycota; Agaricomycetes; Polyporales; Fomitopsidaceae. Gene Ontology annotation, cellular component: eukaryotic translation initiation factor 3 complex. Gene Ontology annotation, biological process: translational initiation. The annotation marks the transcript as partial. The transcript is spliced from 5 exons. Gene Ontology annotation, molecular function: RNA binding; translation initiation factor binding; translation initiation factor activity. The record is from RefSeq and is a predicted model, not a curated record.
AUGUCUCGAUUCUUCCGCGCAGCCGGCGACAGCGACAGCGACUCCGAGUCGUCCUCCGAGGAGGAGCUCAUGUCCAGCGACGAUGAGGGCGCACCCUCCGCACCCAAGGCCCCCGGAGCCAAGCCAGCCAUGUCGCGGCAGCAGAGGCGGAGCCGUUUUCUGCGGACGGACCUGGAUGACGACGCGAGCGACGAGGAUGUUACGCGGGUGGUCAAGAGCGCGAGGGACAAGCGGUUGGAGGAGAUGGAGGCGUGCGGGAAGACAAUGGACAAUGCGCUGAAGAUCAACGACUGGGUCGCCAUCUCUAACGCAGAGUUUGACAAGCUGGUGCGCAUGGUGCAGCGCCAGCAGAACGUCUCAGAGCCCAUCCCGCCUUUCUACAUCAAGCAAUUGGUCAAUCUGGAGGGCGCGCUGAACACGGCGGUGGCGAAGGAGAAGGAAUCGAAGAAGAAGAUGAACGCGAGCAAUGCCCGCGCGCUCAACGGAAUGAGGCAGAAGGUCAAAAAGGUUGCGAAGGAGUACGAAGUUGACGUCAAGCGCUUCCAGGCGGACCCAGAGGCGUUCGAGCGAGAGUAUACCGCGAUCGUGGCGCCUGAGGCACCUCCCCCCGCAGCAAGAGCGAGGACAAGGAGGGCCGCCGAGAGUGAAGACGAGAACGCCGAAGAUGAUGCGUUUACCACUGUCGGCAAGGGCGGCAAGGCGAUGGCCUUCACGCCAGAAAGCAUCUUCAAGAACCUGCAGCUUGUGCAGGAGGCUCGCGGGAAGAAGAACACCAACAGGCAAGACCAAAUCAGUAUCUUGGAGAAGUUGCUUGCCGUCGCUGUGACUUCGUACCAGCGCAUUCGUGUCCUCCUCACCCUGAUCUCCGCGCGUUUCGACUACAACUCUUCCGUCGCGACGCACAUGCCCAUCGAGCUGUGGGUCAACGCGCAGGGCGAAGUGGACCAACUGAUCGGUAUCAUUAUGCGCGAGCCAUUGUACGUGAUUCAAGAGAUCACGGAAGACUACGACGAUCUUGCGGAGCGGACGCCGGAGACGGAGAAGGACGGCGUUGUGCGCAUCCGCGGGAGCAUCAUCAGCUUCGUGGACCGCCUCGACGACGAGUUCACGAAGAGCCUGCAGAACAUCGACCCGCAUGGGACGGAGUAUGUUGACAGGCUUAAGGAUGAGAAGGGCUUGUACUGCACGAUUUGCCGGUCACAAGCGCUGUACGAGAAGAACAACAGCGAAGACCCCCUCGGUCGUGUCAUCAUGCGGCGGUUAGAGCACAUUU